AUGAGCCUGAACAAAGAGAAAACUUGUUUCAUUCUCGAAGGAUGGUCUUACAUACAGAAAGGUAUUACCAAGCUAAUAAAAAUUAUAGAAGGAGAGCCUGAACCACCAUUUGAAGUUACGCAUUAUAUGAAAUUAUACACGACUAUCUACAGUAUGUGCAUUCAGAGUACCGAUGAUGAUUACUCACAACAGCUUUAUGAUAAGUUUCGCCAAGUAAUUGAAGAUUAUACUAUAUAUCAGGUGUUGCCUUCUUUAAGGGAGAAGCAUGAUGAAUAUAUGUUAGAAGAGCUUGUAACGAGGUGGAAUAAACAUAAUGUUUUUGUUAGAUGGUUAGCCAGAUUCUUUAAUUAUAUUGACCGUGACUUCGUUUGUCGGAGAGGCGGCGCCAUUCUAACACUGAGAGAAGUUGGUUUGACAUGCUUCCACGACCUGGUUUAUCGUGAGCUGCACUCCACUGCCAAAGAAGCUGUAUUAACACUUAUUCAUAAAGAACGGGAGGGCGAAGAUAUUGAUAGGGAACUAGUGAAAAGCUUAGUAGAUGUCUAUGUGAAGAAUGGGAUGGGAACUUUGGAAACAUAUGAAGAGGAUUUUGAAAUAUUCUUGCUUCAAGAUACUGCUUCUUACUAUUCUUCCAAGGCGUCAAAGUGGAUAGAGGAUGAUUUUUGUCCUGAUUACAUGCUAAAGGUUGAGGAGUAUCUGACAAGGGAGAGGGAGAGAGUCACUCAUUACCUUCAUUCAACCACUGAACCCAAAAUAGUUGAGAAAGUACAAAAUGAAUUGUUGGUAGUGGUUGCAAAACAGCUUCUAGAAAAUGAGCACUCAGGAUGCCGUGCUUUGCUAAGAGAUUACAAGAUGGAUGAUCUCUCUAGGAUGUACAGGCUUUAUCAUCCAAUCCCUCAAGGGUUGGAACCUAUUGCAUACUUAUUCAAGCAGCAUAUCAUUGAAGAAGGGACUUCCCUUGUAAAAAAAAACCGACGAGUAAAUGAGCUACAAGACAAGUACAUGGUCUAUGUCAUUAAGUGUUUUCAGAACCACACCCUCUUCCAUAAGGCAUCAAAAGAGGCAUUUGAAACCUUAAGAAGAGAGGGAGGAAUUGAGAAGCUAGAGUAA
Messenger RNA from Camelina sativa (false flax), 1110 nucleotides. Lineage: Eukaryota; Viridiplantae; Streptophyta; Magnoliopsida; Brassicales; Brassicaceae. The record is from RefSeq and is a predicted model, not a curated record.